Penaeus indicus is the source of this 1299-nucleotide messenger RNA. RefSeq names its product putative peptidyl-tRNA hydrolase PTRHD1. The record is from RefSeq and is a predicted model, not a curated record. NCBI's taxonomy places the organism in Eukaryota, Metazoa, Arthropoda, Malacostraca, Decapoda, Penaeidae. The transcript is spliced from 3 exons. The coding region runs from base 154 to 561 and encodes 135 amino acids. Gene Ontology annotation, molecular function: peptidyl-tRNA hydrolase activity.
UUAAGCGACCGAAGUUUUGUUUACAUUUCGGCGAAGAAGAAAAAAAAUAAACAAAAAAUUGAAAGAAGAGGAAAUAAAUAUAAAAAAAGGGGGUGAAAUAGGAACGAAGGGAUAGUAAAAGAGAGGAAAUAAACAAGAUAGAUACAGAAGACCAUGUCGGGAGCUGCCUUAGGAUUGGUCCAGUAUGUGGUGGUGCGGUCAGACCUCAUGACAAAUCUAGCCUGGCCUGUGGGGGCGGUCAUUGCCCAGGCCUGCCACGCAUCCACAGCUGUUGCUCAUCUCUACCGGGAAGACCAAAACAUGCAGCGGUACCUGGCGGAUCUCGAUAAUAUGCACAAGGUUGUUCUAGGGAUCGAGAGCGAGACGAAAAUCCGAAACCUUUCAGAAAAACUUCAGGAGGCGGUGAUCGACCACAAACUCUGGAUAGAACAGCCAGAGGACACGCCCACUUGUCUCGUGACCAAGCCUUACCCUAAGGACGAAGUGAGCCGUUUUUUUAAGAAGUUGAAAUUGUUUAAGAUGGAUAGCCCUGCCAGUUCCAGCGUAAAUUCGAGUAAUUAAUCAAGAAUAGUGGUUGUUUUCCUUUAUUUUGUUAUUAUGAUCAUCUUUCUCUCACGAUUAUUCCCUCUCUGCUGUUCCUGUUUUUCCGGCUCUCUUAUUCCAGCUAAGUGAACCGUCUUCAUUAUUAGAGAUAAUAUAAUGAUUUGAAAAUGGCUUGUUCGUCCUUCAAGUGCAGUCUGGCUACUUCUUCAAGAUUUGCUGAGAAAAUGCUAAUGGAAUUUCUUGUUAUAUUUUGAGGCUUAUAUUUGUUCGAGGAGCCGUUUUGAAUUGCCAUGUGGCCCCGUUUGAGAAGUUAUCGGUGUUAAUUUAUCUUUCCCUGUGGGUAUGUUUUUACUUUUAUCGAUAUCUUAUGAAUGUUCUCAUCAUCUUUAUUAUUGUUGUUAUUAUUAUUAUUAUCAUUAUUAUUAUUAUUAUUAUUAUUAUUAUUAUUAUUAUUAAUAUUGUCAUUAUUGUUAUUAUUAUUUUUAUUAUUAUCAUUGUUAUUUUUAUUAUUAUUGCUAUUACUAUUACUAAUACUAAUACUAUUAUUAUUACUAUUAUUAUCUCCUCUUACAUUUUUUAAAUGCCAAAUGAGAGUAUUAAUGCAAAGUCCUUCCUUCCAAAACCUGAUAUGAUAUAUUUAGGUCUUUUUUAUAAAUACAAAAUUAAGGCUCUAUAUAGAAUUGUGGUUUUAUAUUUUUUUCUUCAUUGCUUGAAUAGAUAGAUAUUAUGAAUAAUGAAUAAAGAAGUUCAAUCAUA